This is a messenger RNA of Penicillium verhagenii, 453 nucleotides long. RefSeq names its product mitochondrial import receptor subunit TOM22. The coding region runs from base 1 to 453 and encodes 150 amino acids. Gene Ontology annotation, biological process: intracellular protein transport. The transcript has 3 exons. Gene Ontology annotation, cellular component: mitochondrial outer membrane. NCBI's taxonomy places the organism in Eukaryota, Fungi, Ascomycota, Eurotiomycetes, Eurotiales, Aspergillaceae. The record is from RefSeq and is a predicted model, not a curated record.
AUGGUCAAGCUCACCGAGGUCGAAGACGAGGCUUUCACCGAUAAGCCCACCCCCAGCAAGCACGAUGCUUUGUUGGUCUCCGAUGACGAGGAUGACUACUCCGACACCGACUCGGAAAUCUCGGAUGCUUCAGAUGAUGAGGUCGAGGAGGAGACCCUCGCCGACCGUCUCGCUGCCUUGAAGGACAUCGUUCCCCCCUCCGCUCGCCGCACUGUCACUAGCUCCAUCUCUUCUAUCACAUCUUUCGGCAAGGCCAGCUUGGCAUUCAGCGGAAAGGCUCUCUGGAUUAUCAGCACCAGCGCCUUCCUGAUUGGUGUCCCCUGGGCGCUCGCCUACGCCGAGGAGGAGCAGUACGUUCAGAUGGAGCGGGAGCAGGGUAUGAUUAAGGGUGCCAAUGAGAUGCUCACCCCUGGCUCUGAGCCCGAGAAGCAGGAGUCUCAACAAAUUCUGUAA